UAAGUUGAGCCUCGUGAUGGGAGGAGAGUCAUUCAGUCAGGUGAGAGAAGAGGAGAAGAGAAGAGGUUAAGGAGACCUGUAUCCUCUCUGCAGAAUUCCGAUCAGGGUUUGAUGACACUGUGUCUGGAACCAUGUUGUCGUUUGAAGAAGCUAAAAUGAAAUUGGAGUCUGUGGGUCAGAGCCACGUCCUGCGGUUCUGGUCCGAGCUUUCGGCUGAGGAGAGGGGCGGGUUUCUGGCCGAUCUGUCUCAGCUGGAGCCCGCAGAGCUGCAGAGACACUGCCGGAGCGCCGCCGAGGCCGCACGCCGAACCUCGGGUGAGGAGGAGCGGCUGUGCGGGCGCAUGGAGCCGGUCGAACCCGAGUUCAUCGGCGGGGUGCGAAGAAGUGAUCCGGGCUCACUGCAGGAGUGGGAGGAGGAAGGUUUUUCACAGAUAGCCCAAAACAAAGUGGCCGUGCUGCUGUUAGCUGGAGGGCAAGGAACCAGACUCGGAGUUCCCUACCCUAAAGGAAUGUAUGACGUCGGGUUACCGAGUGGCAAAACUUUGUAUCAGAUCCAAGCAGAGCGAAUUCAGAAGGUGCAAGAGCUGGCGAGCAAGAAAUGUGGUUCCAAGUGUACAGUGCCUUGGUAUAUAAUGACCAGUGAAUUCACCCUGGGGCCCACAGAGAAGUUCUUCAAAGAGAACCGCUACUUUGACCUGGACCCUUCCAAUGUGGUGAUGUUUGAGCAGAGGAUGAUCCCAGCUGUCAGCUUUGAUGGGAAGAUUAUUCUGGAAAAGAAGAAUAAGAUAGCCAUGGCUCCAGAUGGGAACGGAGGCCUUUACCGUGCCCUUGUAGACAACAAGGUCUUGGAGGAUAUGGAGAUAAGGGGGGUGCAAUAUCUUCAUGUUUACUGUGUUGAUAAUAUCCUGGUUAAACUGGCUGAUCCACUGUUCGUUGGUUUCUGUGUGAAGAAAGGUGCUGACUGUGGUGCUAAGGUGGUAGAGAAGGCGUAUGCAUCCGAGCCAGUGGGUGUGGUAUGUCGUGUAGAUGGUGUGUACCAGGUGGUGGAAUACAGUGAGCUAGAGCCCGAGAUAGCAGAGCAGCGCGACCCUGGGGGCGAGCUCGUGUACAACGCUGGAAACAUCUGCAAUCACUUCUUCACCAGAGACUUCCUAUGGGAGGUGGCCCUGAAUUUUCAGGAGCAAUUAAAGCAACACGUAGCCAUCAAGAAAGUGCCCUUUGUGGAUGACGACGGUAAUCCUGUUAAACCUACAAAACCAAAUGGAAUAAAAAUGGAGAAGUUUGUCUUUGACGUCUUCCAGUUUUCAAAGAAAUUUGUUGCCUUUGAGGUUUUGAGGGAGGAUGAGUUCUCUCCAUUGAAAAAUGCAGAUGGUGCGCCCGUUGACACUCCAACCACAGUGAGGCGCUCUUUGUUGGCUCAGCACUAUCGCUGGGCGUUGCAAGCCGAGGCCGUCUUCCUGGAUGAGCAUAACAAGCCCAUCACUUCAGAAUACAGGACGGCUCAGGAUGGUGAUCCUCCAGCAGUGUGUGAAAUUUCUCCACUUGUGUCUUAUUUUGGAGAGGGCCUGGAGACGCUGCUCAAACACCGAAACCUGAAAUCCCCUUUUCUGCUUAAUGACAUGAGCUAAAGUCACAGUUUAGAUUAUUUUCCGAAUUAUUUUUAUAUUCAUUCAGAUGACUUUGGAAUAAGGGAACUGAAACAAAACACUGUUGAAAUAAGGGAGAUUAAUUAGUGUGUGUGUUUACAUGCAUUAUUACAAUUCUGACAUUUGAGAAAUAUCCUUUAAGGAAAAUCAACUGGAAGCAAAGCAGUAUGACUUUAAUAAACGAUCUGUUAUGCAUCAA
This is a messenger RNA of Neoarius graeffei (lesser salmon catfish), 1845 nucleotides long. It is a transcript of the gene uap1l1, whose product is annotated as UDP-N-acetylglucosamine pyrophosphorylase 1, like 1. The record is from RefSeq and is a predicted model, not a curated record. Gene Ontology annotation, biological process: UDP-N-acetylglucosamine biosynthetic process. The transcript has 9 exons. Gene Ontology annotation, molecular function: UDP-N-acetylglucosamine diphosphorylase activity. Lineage: Eukaryota; Metazoa; Chordata; Actinopteri; Siluriformes; Ariidae. The coding region runs from base 132 to 1628 and encodes 498 amino acids.